CGUGCUCCCUUCCCCGUCUUUGCAUUUCCAAGAGUGCCUCCCCCCCUGCAAGUGGUCGCAUUUUGCUGGGCCCGGGCCAGGGGCAUUUCCUCAAAUUUCAAUCUCCCUACUCCCAACUAUGAGAGCAUCCGACAGCGAGCGAGGCUGAACGACGUCGCCGCAGCACCGAGAGGAGCGAGGAGGACAUGCAGCCAAACAGGGCCAAAGCCGACGCCUUGGGACGGAAGGCAAAGCUUGCCAAUUCCUACCAGGAAUUGCUUGACGAAUUUAACAACAAGGACCUCAAAAACGUCGGCAACUACGGACUCGGGAGACUCAUAGGGAAGGGAUCCUUUGGCAAAGUCUACCUCGCCAACCACAAGCUCACCAAUGGCUCCAAGGUCGUGCUCAAGUCGGCAAAGAAAGACGACUCGAAUCUGGCUCGCGAGAUCCACCACCAUCGACAGUUUGUACACCCGCAUAUCGCGCGACUAUACGAGGUGAUAGUGACCGAGUCCAUGGUAUGGCUGGUGUUGGAAUAUUGUCCCGGCGACGAACUCUACAACUACCUCCUGAAACAUGGCCCCCUGCCGGUCGAAAAAGUCCAGAAAACCUUUACCCAGCUCGUCGGCGCCGUCUCCUACGUCCACCUGCAAUCAUGCGUGCAUCGCGACCUCAAACUCGAGAACAUCCUGCUCGACAAGCACGAAAACGUCAAACUCGUCGACUUUGGCUUUACGCGCGAAUAUGAGGGCAAGUCCAACUACCUCCAGACCUUCUGUGGAACCAUAUGUUACUCGGCGCCGGAAAUGCUGAAGGGGGAGAAAUACGCUGGAGAAAAGGUCGACGUCUGGAGUCUGGGCGUCAUUCUUUACGCGCUUCUGUGUGGCGAGCUGCCCUUCGAUGACGACGACGACAACGUAACGAGAAAGAAGAUCCUGACCGAAGAAGCAAAAUACCCUGACCAUCUGCCGCCAGACGCAGUCGCGCUGCUAAAGCUCCUCCUCUCGAAACGGGCGUUGAUCAGACCGACACUCCCGGAUAUCCUUACUCACCCCUUCCUCGCCGAGCAUGCGCCCCAGCAGCAUGCCAUUCUCAAGCUCCAUCGACCCGCUCCGUUCAGCACGGCACUCGAGAAGGACUGCUUACAACGCAUGAGGAGUGCAGGGGUAGACAUCGAUCAAGUCAUCGAGAGCGUGCUCGCCCAAAAAUGCGAUGCGCUGGCUGGAUGGUGGACCUUGCUCUUGGAGAAGGAGGAGCGGAAGGCGAAAAGGAGGGAACGGAGGCGGAAAGAGAAGGAGGCUGAAAAUCGAAAUUCUCGCCGCUUCUCGGCAGCAUCCAGCAAGCUCGAACGCAUGGCUCCUAUCCUCGAUGAAGAUGGCAUGGAACCCCCACUACCGCGAACGCGAGGUCGGACCGAGAGGCGCAGUGCUCAUUACCUCGACUUGAACAUCAACAUCACUGAUCUCCCCCACCUGCCCGAAUCCAGUGAGGGGGGUGCGUUCAGUCCUGACUCGGAAGCGCCGCCGCCGCCGCCUGUAGACAAAGACUCAAUUCGAUCCGUCAGCACGUCGCGCCAGAGGCGGCCUAUACCGCCACCCAAAGAAGGCAUCUUGCGCAGCGCAAGGUCUAGAGGCUCGACGCUGCACUUGGUGACCACAACGGACGCUCUGCAUCCGCAACCACACGCCAAGGGGGCGGACCCCACUCCCCAGAAAGUGCGCAAGAAGCCAUCGCAGGUCAUUGUUGCCCACAUGAAGAACUGGACGCAUUGGCUCGUGGAUACAACGCGCCGCCACAGGCCCACCAAACGCGGGAGCCAUUCUACGCCCAAUCUGGUCGGGAAGAAUGGCAGCACGAAGAACUCCAAGGACGCGAGCCCUCGGCCCCACACUAGCAAGCAUUCCAUUACCGCUUCCCCUCCCAGUGCGGCUGCUGCCACGGACCCAAAGCAUGCAGUUAAUGGCCACACUUCGGCGAAGUCGGGACACGACGGCGGUGCAUCGCUUGGUAGCCCUAUCACCAUCAACACACCUACGUCGGCUGUGCCCAUUCCUACGUCAGGGCACAUAGCACCACGGAUGCCUUCAUCCACUUCAUACAAACGGCAGUCACUCUCACCAGGACCCAUGACACCUCGCACGACCGCCGUCCGCCGCUCUUCUAAGGGCCUGCGAGGCAGGAAGUCGACCUCGAGUUCUCUGAGUUCUAUACGGACAAUGCCACCCCAUCACCAACACAGCCAUUCUAAGGCAUCAUCCACCUCCUCCAAUGGGAGCAUCUCGACAACGAUGACCAAGACACCUGGCCGAUCGCCUCAUCAUUCCGUGAAAGUACUGCCAGCCACUCCGACGUCCACUAGUUUUCCCUCCAACAUCCGCUUGGUCAGGGGCCCCGCUCUGGCAUUGAACUUCAACGAAGGCAUGCCGGCAAAUGAUAGAAGAUAUGGCAAUGGUCCGCCCGGGAGCCCGAAUCCCUUCGGCGGCGGUAACGUGCUGUUCGCAAAACGAAAGCGCAACCUCUUCAAAGGGCCUAUGCUAGCGAUGGGGAGCCAAAACCCAGUCGCGAGCGGCGGCAGCAAAAGUCGAGACCACAGCCACAGCCGGACGGCAAGUGCUUCCGUUCUAGGAAGGCGAAGCGGGGAAAACGCAAUCCAGGAAGAAGAGGAGGUAGAUGAAGAGGACGACGGCCGCGGCGAAAGCAGAUCGAGGCGAGGAGACAUCGACAAGGAGAGUAUUGAGGAAGUGGAUCAAUUCAGCCCCGUCGCCGCGGCCCUGCCGGGGGAGAUUGUCGAGGAGAUUUACGAAGGCGACGAGGACGAGGAUGCCACACCGCCGGGGACUGCUGCGGGUAAGGGGAAGGAGACAGAGAAUGAGGCAGAGAAGCACAAGGAGGUAAUUACAGCGGCGGCUUGAGAGAGAAGCCUCUUCGUAUAUGCUUGAAUGAUACCUUUGACGCGAAGCAGGAAUUAGGAGAGCAGAAACAGAAGAUAAUAAGGCAACGGAGGGAGGGAGUGAAGGAGUAUGCUGGGUAGAUGUAGGACCGGGGAGUGGUAUAAACGGGAUUAGAACAAAACCAGGUCCAAAUGGAUGGAUGGAUCAUAGUUGCUGUUAGUGAAGGAUACCUUGAAGUUGUAAGAUGAUGAGUUUGCUAGUCGCUUGAGUGGUGUAAUUUUAACUAGACUUGUGAGAUGUCAAAAUUGGAUG
Messenger RNA from Pseudomassariella vexata, 3185 nucleotides. RefSeq lists its product as uncharacterized. Gene Ontology annotation, biological process: protein phosphorylation; intracellular signal transduction. Lineage: Eukaryota; Fungi; Ascomycota; Sordariomycetes; Amphisphaeriales; Pseudomassariaceae. The coding region runs from base 186 to 2894 and encodes 902 amino acids. The transcript is spliced from 4 exons. The record is from RefSeq and is a predicted model, not a curated record. Gene Ontology annotation, molecular function: ATP binding; protein serine/threonine kinase activity. Gene Ontology annotation, cellular component: cytoplasm.